Ustilago hordei is the source of this 2325-nucleotide messenger RNA. RefSeq lists its product as uncharacterized. NCBI's taxonomy places the organism in Eukaryota, Fungi, Basidiomycota, Ustilaginomycetes, Ustilaginales, Ustilaginaceae. Gene Ontology annotation, biological process: attachment of GPI anchor to protein. The transcript has a single exon. The record is from RefSeq and is a predicted model, not a curated record. Gene Ontology annotation, cellular component: GPI-anchor transamidase complex. Bases 1 to 2325 code for a protein of 774 amino acids.
AUGGUUGGACUAUCAGCAACACAAGGCUCUGCAGCUGGUGCCACUCGCCCUCCGACGAGCGUCUCCCGGAACGGUCGCAACAAGAAGCGCGCUCUCCUCCGCACCCUCUCGCUCCUUUCGGUGUUGAUCCUCGCCGCAGCACCUGCCGCCGUCGUCGCUGCUGCAUCCUGUCGGGACGGCACUGUCAUUUCCGAUCCUUCAUCGUCUUCUUCUCCCUUCAACCCAGCAGAAUCGCUCACCGAGACGCUCCUACUCAAACCUUUGCCUGACGGCCGCAUACUUUCAUCUUUCACCUUCGCGCUCUGCUCAGCUUCUUCAUCACCUUCCAACUUCCGACUACUUCCUCGCACAUUGCUGCAGCCGAUACAGAACUUUGGUGUUUCCGAAGUCCACCUCUCAUUGAACUCGGGGAGGUGGAGAUACAGCUCGUGGGGCUCACCCGUCACAACCCUCAAGAACAGGAACAGCUAUGACCUUCAGUCUCAGCAGCCGGGAUCGUCGAGGGGCGGAGAGAAGCGGGUCAAGGUGGGUGAGGAGAGUGUAGGGCCCGGUGCAGAGUUAUGGGCGAUUUUCGACGAGGGAGUCAAGGACGAAGAGGUGCGGAAAGGCUGGAAAGGUCUGACAAGCGCGCUUGCCGGCCUGUUCUGUGCCUCCUUAGACGCCAUCGACGAGCGACAGACAGUUCAGCCUCACUACGCCUACUCCUCUCAGAAUGCUGCAGCUAGCAACAAGACCUCCCAGACCAUACAUGCCCUGGUCCCGACCGAAAACGUGUGCACCGAGAACCUCACACCUUUCCUCAAACUACUUCCUUGCAAAGGUGCCGCUGGUCUCGCCACGCUACUCAAUCCGCUAUCACUCUUCAGUGCUGACUUUCAUGGCCUCGCUGUGCAUGUUGAGCGCCAACCUCCCGCACCUACGACCACAAAUAUUCAGAAUGAUAGCACACAGCAGGGCUGGAAAGUCGCUUUGACAUUCACUGCGGUCUUCUCGCCUGCAGUGACGAGGGACAUCAGCGUCCGCGACUGGUCUCUUUCCUCGUUGUUCGGUCGCAAGCUCGAGUCGACUUGCCCCUUAUCUGAUGAAUCGGUGAUCAGAGUCCUCAAGCCCUCCGGAACAGGGUAUGUGGUGGAGCCCUUGCCGUCGUUUCCAGCUUGCUUUGUGCCGGGUGCCAAGGACUGUGGCGGAGCCAAGGGAAAGGCGGCAUACCUCCCUGUCCUAGGAGAGGAGGAUGAGGUCACCGACGAGCUUGCAUCCGCCGGCCUACUUGCAUACGAAACUGAGCAGGAGCAGCAGGAGUACGACGAAAGGCUCAAGCAGCGAUGGGCACACUAUUUGGAGAACGAAGAUGGAGAGUAUCUCUAUGACCUCUCUUCCCGUCCAGGGAAAGCAGUGGACAUCAGUAUGCGAUGGCCAAACGAAACGCGCUUUGCUUAUCCCGCUUCUACGCCACUCAGUAGUGAGACAGGCCAAGUAGUGGGUGUCGAGCGCGCACUUGUCGGGGCUGGCCAGCAGAGGGCGACUCUCCAGGUCGUCUUGACCAACUCCAAUCCACGCCUCGCUCAGCGAGUACUGUGGUACGAGACGCUCGGCUACUUUGUCAGACCAUAUCUCCACACCCUCAAGCAUGAGACGCAGUUCCUUGAAUCCACCUCCAACACGACAGAGGAUGCCGAGCUUCUACGUUCAGUCGCUGAUUUGGAGUCUCCCAUCGAGGAGCUCACGUACCAGCCCGCCACAGGCAAGAGAGGAGAAAGGAAGCCAUUCGUUCUGGAAGGCGUGAUCCGCAUGCCAGCUCAGAGUAAAGUGGUGCUGAGGAUGGAGUUAAGGAAGCAAUUCGUCCCUUAUUCGCAGCAUCCACCAGAUGCACACAGAGGCUUCGAUCUCAAUUCUGCCAUCGUCUUCCCUCUGGCGCCAGUGGAUCCAAGAGAAGCGAUCCUCCUUGCACAGCAUAGGCAAGCUUCUGGUUCGUCCAAACGCAUCGUUGUCAAUCCACCAAGGACCAACUCAUGGCUCGAUGCGAUCAAGAACUACAUCGCUGGCGAAGCACAGAUCAAACAACGAGAGACAGAGCAAGCACCACCACCACCACCACCACCACCACCACCACCAGCAGCAGCAGCGUUGCGAAAUGCAAAAGCUAAAGCAAGAGCAAUUUCCAAAUCCCAAUCGCGCAUCUAUACCUUGCCACGUCUUGUCGAGUUGGCUACCCCAGACUUCUCUUUCGUCUACACCAACAUCAUCUUCACCAGCACCAUCAUCGCGCUCUUCUUCGGUUCGACACUCAACACGCUUCUCCGCACUUUCACCGAUUUUGUUAUGUGA